AAAAUGUCUGAUUAAUUAAAAGAAUAUAAAGUUUGUUGGAAAUAAGUAGUAGAUGCAGCAGAGAAGGAAUUAGAUUAGAUUUAUGCAUAAUUUAUAGAGAGUGAGUAUGCAUUGUAAAAGGAGAAUGAAUAGAAUGAGAAUGAAUAGGAGUAUUAUGAUAUAUAAUAUAUAUUAGAAAAGGAAUAAAAAUGAAUUAGAAUGAAAAUGAAGCAUGUAUAUAGAAUAGUAAUAGUGAUUUAGAAGAGGAUUAAUAAGAAUAGAUUGGACAACAAUCAAAUAUAGCAACAUCAACAACAAAAGAAGAUUUUGUUGUGAAUUAAGAGAUUAAAAGAGAAUUAAUAAGAGAAGUACCAUUUAAAGAUGAGAUUCUAUAUAUAUAUAGAAUAAAUUAUUAGAAUGGAGAUAUAUAUGAAGGAGAAUUAUUAAAUGAUUUAAAAGAUGGAUCAGGUACUUAUUAUUAUGAAAAUGGUGAAAAAUAUGAUGGAUUAUUUUCAGAAGAUCUUAUUCAUGGAUAUGGAAAAUAUUUCUUUAUUGGAGGUCAUAAAUAUGAAGGUGAUUGGUAUUAGGGUGAGAAAUCUGGAAUGGGUAUUUUAGAUUUUAGUACAGGAGAUAGAUAUAUAGGAGAAUUUUACAAAGAUGCAUUUGAUGGUAAUGGUACUUUAGAAUAUAAAAAUGGAGAUGUAUUUUAAGGUAAAUGGAAGAAAGGAAAAAGAAAUGGUCAUGGAGAAAUGAGAUAUAAAGAUAAAAGAAUUGUAAUUGGUGAAUGGAUAGAUGAUGAAUUAUAACCAUUUUGA
Messenger RNA from Paramecium sonneborni, 794 nucleotides. NCBI's taxonomy places the organism in Eukaryota, Ciliophora, Oligohymenophorea, Peniculida, Parameciidae. The record is from the annotation of a GenBank genome assembly.